This is a messenger RNA of Colletotrichum lupini, 612 nucleotides long. RefSeq lists its product as uncharacterized. Bases 1 to 612 code for a protein of 203 amino acids. Lineage: Eukaryota; Fungi; Ascomycota; Sordariomycetes; Glomerellales; Glomerellaceae. The record is from RefSeq and is a predicted model, not a curated record. The transcript has 6 exons.
AUGCGGCACGCUAUCUUGGUUCAGUGGCCAAUGGCAUCAGCCGCUUGCAACCGGGCAGGCAGCAUCGGGGGGCGCUUCCGCUUUUCUGGCGUCCGUUCAAUCUUGGCUUCCCCCGUUCCGCCGUUCUUCCCCCUUCCCUUUGGCCCCCCAUUUUCCCCCGCCGUUCUCCGUCCCCCGCGUGUCUCCAAUUCCCAAGCUGCCGUACCGCACCGCACCGAAAACCCGUGCAUGGUCGAAGAGGCGCGCAGAGACCAGCGACACCACCGCAUCACCCCCACCGGCUCCGUAUCGGCGCCCACUAAGCCGAACCACGCAAUCUUCUUCGUUUCCUCAGUCGCAAACAACCUGCGUUUCUUCGAGCCCCGGCCCGCCAUCCGAAUUGGAGAAGCCGAAAGCAGAAUUGCCCCGACGAACUGGAGAGUCCUUGCCGACUUUGAACUGCAGUCUCCAGAAGGCAGCAGCUUACCAACCAACUUGGGCCUCAUUGUGGAUCUCCCGACCGGCUCUUCGCGCCGUGCAUCGCAUCGUAAGCUCCCGCUUGCAACCCGGUUCAUUUUCCCAAACGUCAACUGCGGUCAAUUUUCAACCUCGGAAUUCGACCAGCGAAGAUAA